Galendromus occidentalis (western predatory mite) is the source of this 767-nucleotide messenger RNA. RefSeq names its product mitochondrial ribosomal protein L51 (gene mRpL51). Gene Ontology annotation, molecular function: structural constituent of ribosome. Gene Ontology annotation, cellular component: mitochondrial large ribosomal subunit. The record is from RefSeq and is a predicted model, not a curated record. Lineage: Eukaryota; Metazoa; Arthropoda; Arachnida; Mesostigmata; Phytoseiidae. Gene Ontology annotation, biological process: translation. Bases 132 to 632 code for a protein of 166 amino acids. The transcript is spliced from 3 exons.
GGCGCUCUCCAAUAGAUUCCAUUUUCGUGGCAGUUCACCUCGGGUUUUUCUUGCACGCACCUUCCGAAGACUGAUCACAGUAUCGAUUUAGAGCUACCUUCCGAGGCGGAGAACUCGGAGCGUGCCGAAACAUGCUGCCGUCAAUCAGGAGCUUGACCCGUUUCGGGACGACUUCCUCUGCGUGCGCGAGGAGCAUGGGCUCUGUCGUUUAUCAUCCGGAAGACAGGAUCGUCAACGACAGUGAAUCAUAUCGAAAAGGGAUCCGAUUGAACCGCUUCGGGAGUCCCAGCGUACUCCCAGCGAAAGGCUUCACUCCCAGAGAUCCUACUGACAAAAGACCCAUCAACACAAUGCCAGUUUACAAGCCGAAACAAGCCUGGGCACCUAAGCGGGCGUUUUUCGGGCAGAACGAUUAUAUCGAUAUUCUCGGAGACGGAAGCGCCAGGCCCACCGACUGUAUGAGAGGGGUGCCGGCUUGGCUUCGCGGCUUCCAGGGAAAUGAAUACCAGAUGUUAUUGUUGAAAAGGCAAGCGUUUCAACACUGGAGAGCUCUACGACCGAUGAAGUACCAUCAGAUGAAUCUGCGUAUUAAGUUCCUUUACCACCGGCUGAAUUUCAAGACACCCAGUUAGACGCUUGUUCGCCGUAGCGAAGACCGUAGAUUUGAAUUCGUCACGAAAAACGAUCUUUCUUGUACCUGGACGCUGGGUAUGAGAGCACUGGCCAAGUUCGUUCAGUAAACGGAAAUAAAGUACGUUUAUUCAACU